GUCAGUGAAAGUUUUCAUCUCACAAUGGAUUACUCUAAACGUUUUACAGAAAAGGCAAAUAAUAGAAUUCCCAAUUUUAUUAGUCAUAUGGCCCUAGCGUACAGUAAAAAUCCAACUGCGAUAUUUUUUGCUGGUGGUUUGCCGAAUACUGAAACAUUUCCAUUUAAGGAGGUGAGUGUUGCUUGUAAAGAUGGCACUUCCAUUGAACUGCAAGGACGUGAUGUUGAUGUGUCAUUUCAAUAUGGACCAACUAAGGGAUACCUUCCGCUAGUGGACAAAUGGCGAAAAUUCCAGGAACAGUGGCACGCACCAAAGUUUAACGACUGGGACGUUCAUUUCACCGCUGGAUCUCAAGAAGGAUGUAGCAAAAUUUUUGAAUUGUUUAUUAACACUGGAGAUUCUGUAAUGGUACAAACUCCAACUUAUACAGCAACUCUACGAGCGAUAAUACCAUUGCAGCCGGAAUUCAUAGAAAUCCAUCAAGACGCAGAGGGAGUGAAACCUGAGGAAAUUGAAAAAAUUUGUAAAAAGAAACUUGAUGCCAAAAAGCCAUUGCCAAAAUUUCUUUACGUGAAUCCAACGGGUGCUAAUCCUACGGGAACUGUGCUGUCCGAUAAGAGGAAGCACAAAAUCUACGAAUUAGCGCAAAAAUAUGAUUUUCUCAUUUUGGAAGAUGAUCCUUAUUAUUUUCUUCAUUUUAUGAAUAAGCAACCAAUUUCAUUUUUAUCCAUAGACACUGACGGUCGUGUCGUUAGAUUUGAUUCUUUUAGUAAAAUUUUAAGCGCCGGCCUUCGAUUGGGAGUUGUAACGGCCCACAAGGAUAUUCUUGAGAAAAUGUCUCUGCAUAUCCAGUGUACAAGUCUCCAUCCAUCAUCAUUGUCGCAGGUUCUGGUUUACAAGCUCUUUGAAUCUUGGGAUCAAGAGAAAUUUCAAAAUCACUUUAAGAGUAUACAAAAUUUUUAUCGUCAACGACGUGAUAUGAUGCUGGCUGCCAUUGAAAAGCAUCUUACUGGUUUGGCCGAAUGGACAAUUCCAAAUGCUGGUAUGUUUUUCUGGGUAAAAAUAACAGUUUUAGACGAUGUUUACGAAAUGGUGAUGAAACAGUGUAUCGAUCAGGGAAUUUACGUUCUUUCUGGGCACAUUUUUUAUGCGGACGACAAAAAGAAGUGUCAAAAUAUUCGAUUAUGCUACAGUUACGCAACUAAAGAGGAAAUCGAAAAGGGACUCAGUCUUUUGGCGAAAAUAAUAAAAGACGAAUCAGCCAAAAAUGGAAAA
Messenger RNA from Leptopilina heterotoma, 1275 nucleotides. Its product is annotated as kynurenine/alpha-aminoadipate aminotransferase, mitochondrial-like. Gene Ontology annotation, biological process: biosynthetic process. The record is from RefSeq and is a predicted model, not a curated record. Gene Ontology annotation, molecular function: pyridoxal phosphate binding; transaminase activity. The annotation marks the transcript as partial. Lineage: Eukaryota; Metazoa; Arthropoda; Insecta; Hymenoptera; Figitidae. The transcript has 8 exons.